CCCAUUUGUAUAAACGAUGGUUAAAUAUACAUUGGUUAAAAUAAACCAGUGGUAAAAAUCCAGGUUAAGUUACCAAGUUGGUUAAGCAAUUGUAUAAACGCAACUAACCCUGUGGUUAGUUAACCAGAUUUGGUAUAUUUUAACCGUAGGUUAAAGUUACCAAAUAAUCCCACAAUGCAAUACAAUCGUGACGUAAUUUUCCCGCAGGAAUGUCAGACGAACAAAAACAAAAUGGCGUCAGAAAAGCGGUAUCGUAGCAAACAGUUUAGCCAUCGCGAAACAGAGGUGUUAAAAGAGAUGAUGGAAAUCAAGCACGGGGAACUCACAGCCAAACAUUCAAGUGGAGGUCCCAAUCCCCAGACGAAAAAGAAAACGGACAAAAUAUGGGCUGAUAUUACGGAGGCAGUGAACGCUGUUGGGAACUGCCCGAGGACGGUGGCUCAAGUGAAGGAGAAAUGGAGGAACAUGAUGAAGAAAGCCAAAGCUGAUUACACAGCGGAACGGGUCAGCUUGGGCAAGACUGGGGGCGGACCUGCACUGCCAGAAAUGUCCUAGACGUCGCUGGAUAUUGUAAACUUUUUGAAGGAGAGUGCGUCUUUCAGUGGCAUACCUGGUGCCAAUAUUUGCGAAACAGUCUUGCCAAAUGCAGUCAAUGCAGAUUCUAAAACAGACACCUUGGCAGACUGCAUGGACACCUCGUCGAUCGAUGAUAGGACAUACAUGUUAUGGGAAGGUAAAACAUUAAAAAAAAAACACAGUCAAUAAACACCAAUAACCUUUUAUAAAAAAAUCCGCAUACAGAAUCCUAUUAUAUUUUGUUAAUCAACAUGUAAAGUGCAUAGAACUGUGUUAGUAUACGAAGGUUUAAUACAUUUUUCAACACAGUGUAGUGCAGAACUAAGAAAAAACUUCCUGUCCGAAAGAGAUACGUUUAAAUGUCGAUAGCGGUUAUU
Molecule: messenger RNA, 953 nt
Organism: Mercenaria mercenaria
Lineage: Eukaryota; Metazoa; Mollusca; Bivalvia; Venerida; Veneridae
Product: nuclear apoptosis-inducing factor 1-like
Exons: 3
Coding region: 175-555 (126 amino acids)
Cellular component (GO): nucleus
Source: RefSeq, a predicted model, not a curated record